AUGGAUUUCUCCAUCGAUGAAUUGCCGGCUGUUAAAGCCCUAGGCCCGCUGUUUAAGUUGACAGAAGUUAACUUAUGGGACCCUGAAUCAAAUGAAUCAUCUUAUUUUCAAGAAUCUCAUAAACUUAUUGACGGAGAUAAGGAUUAUGGAAAAGGCAGUCCGGCGAGAUUCAAUGAAUUCGCUUCAAUACCGGAGGACUUACAGAUUGCCAAAGAACUGAAGGAUUUGGGACUUCCAUAUUCUUUCCAUACUAAUAAGGAGAUGAGACACACAGUCACUUGUGGGAAAAGGAAAAGCACAAGAAAGAAAAACCAGCAAAGUCAUAUUGAGUUCGACGGCAACAUGGAAAAUACUCUGAAGCCAAAGGAUGUGGAGAAAAAUAGUUUUCGGGCUAGCAUAUAUGAUACCUCCAAUAUGCUUAACAACAAUGAAGUAUCAAAUAAUGGUUUAGUGGCUGAAUUUGUUUCUGACGUAUAUGGGUUAUCGAACCUCUCUCUUGAAAAUGGGGGCUUGGUUGGUUCCACCACAUGCAGAAUGAGUACCCUCAGCAAUGGACACAAGUACUUUGGUGAAGUUUCUUGUCUUGAAUUUGAUCAUGGUGGAACUUCAGAAGGAAGCUGCCUAAUAAAUAAAGCUGCUGACUGCGACUUGAAGGAAAUAAACGGAGAAUCAGGUUCCCUUUUGGAUCUAGAUCAUGAAACUGUGGGGCAAGCUAAUAAGGUCAAUGAGUCUUCUAGUUCCGGAGAAUGGGUAGCGUAUUGGGAUGACUUUUACAAGAAUACCUACUUUCACAAUGCCGAAACUGGAGAGUCCACGUGGGACCCUCCUUCAGGAAUGGAACAUCUUGUUCAAGGGCCUGUUGAUGUAGUUGAUGACGAAGCUCAAGCUUCUUGUGAUUUGUCAAAUAUGGUUGAAGGGCUUUCUCCUGAUAAUGUUUUUAGCAUGUGCACAGUGAAGAGGAAAAAGAAAAUCAGGAAAAAACCGAGCAGGAAAUUAUCUGUUUCGAGCGAAGAUAUUCAAGAAGUCUGGGAAGAAGUUCCUCCUAUUAUAAACAAGUACUGGUGCCAGAGGUACACAUUGUUCUCGAGAUUUGAUUAUGGGAUUAAGAUGGACCAGGAAGGAUGGUUUUCUGUGACCCCAGAGCUGUUAGCCAAGCAUCACGCACACCGUUGUGGUAAUGGUGCAAUAGUUGAUUUUUUCACGGGAGUUGGUGGCAAUGCCAUUCAAUUUGCUCAACGGAGUAAAAAUGUGGUCGCAAUUGAUAUUGACCCCAAUAAAAUUGACUAUGCCCGGUAUAAUGCAUCCAUAUACGGAGUGGAUGGCAACAUAGAUUUCAUUAAGGGCGACUCUUUUUCAUUGGCCCCUAAAUUAAAGGCAAAUACUGUCUUUAUGUCUCCGCCUUGGGGAGGUCCCAAUUAUUCAAAAGUGAAGAAAUUUGAUAUAAACACUAUGCUUAAGCCACGAGAUGGGCAGUUUCUCUUUGAUGCUGGAAAAUCAAUUGCUCCCAUGAUUGUCAUGUUUCUCCCAAGAAAUGUCGACAUAAAUCAAUUGGCCCAGUUAGCCUUAUCCGCUACACCUCCAUGGUCUUUAGAGGUAGAAAUGAACUACCUAAAUGGCAGAUUGAAAGCUGUUACAGCCUAUUUUAAGGAAGCCGCCGUUUAA
Messenger RNA from Striga hermonthica, 1662 nucleotides. Lineage: Eukaryota; Viridiplantae; Streptophyta; Magnoliopsida; Lamiales; Orobanchaceae. The record is from the annotation of a GenBank genome assembly.